Aspergillus piperis CBS 112811 is the source of this 378-nucleotide messenger RNA. RefSeq lists its product as uncharacterized. The transcript has 2 exons. The record is from RefSeq and is a predicted model, not a curated record. The coding region runs from base 100 to 378 and encodes 92 amino acids. NCBI's taxonomy places the organism in Eukaryota, Fungi, Ascomycota, Eurotiomycetes, Eurotiales, Aspergillaceae.
GCGCUCGUUGAUGGUGGCUAGGUUUAACCUAGGACCAGCUUAUCGUAUGACACGGACGUACAAAGGCGCAAACACCCCUUUCAUCUUCUGCACUGCACCAUGUGGCGCCUGGAUGGCCAUGAGGUGCUCCGCAGUUGUCUCGACUAUUUGGUUAGCGGAAUGAUAGAAGCACUAGGGAAUGCCGAUCAGCCUGGCCAGAAUCAAUUCCGCUCCGGUGUAUCUUACCCAGAAGUUGGCAUGUUCCGGCGGCCGGACCAGAUGGAAUUUGCGAUUGACGUCUUGACGGGCCGGCUCACCAUGGUUGAAGGGUGGAGGUUAGAAUUUGCGGGAACAUCAUUGAUCGAACCCCAGUUGCAGGAUUCUUCCAAGAGCCGAUAG